CUGUCCCUAUAAAGAGCUGGUAUGGAAACAAUAAGAAGGACAAUGAGCUAGCUGGGAUUCUUCCAAUUCUGAAAUCCUUAGCUAAAUUGAAAGGCGUUCGUAAAACCAUUGCAAAGAUAGCUGAGCAGUCCAAGCUUCUAAAUUACCCACAAAUAUUGACCAAAAAUAUCAGAAGGAACUUGAAAUAUUAAAUAAAGCUGGAAAUGGUUCGACUUCAGAUAUCUUCCAAAUUGGAGAUAACAUUGCUCAAGAGAUCGACUUCAGUGAUCCAAAUCUAAAAAGCCAAAAGUUGCCUGAGACUGUCAGAAAUGUAGCAUUAUUCACUUGCUGACAAGUGUUGCCUAAAUCUAUAGAUCAAUACUCUUCACAAGCUAAGAAACCAAGGGUGACAUUGACAGAACGCUGAACCAAAGUUUGAACUCAGAGUCGUCAAUAGGUUUCAGCUCUCGGUCUAAUAAGAAACGCUCGGGGCCUUCGAAGAUGAAAAGUUCUCAGCAGUACAAGCCUCCUCUAACCAAGAUUACUAAGAAGGACAGUGAUGUAGUACCUUUCUCUCCGAGUAGCAGUCGAAUGCCACCUGAUCUAAAAGCUUCAGCAGAGGAACAUAAAUUUCUUGAUGUGGACAGUGAGAAUAGCUUCAUGAAUUAGUUUAUCAAAAAUAUUCACAAGCCCAGCACUGUCACUGAAUCCAUUGCUCAAUCAAAAGAGUCUUACCAAAGCAUGGGUGAGUAAAAGAAGAAAUAGAAGGAAAAUGAUGCUAUGAUAA
This is a messenger RNA of Moneuplotes crassus, 766 nucleotides long. The record is from the annotation of a GenBank genome assembly. NCBI's taxonomy places the organism in Eukaryota, Ciliophora, Spirotrichea, Euplotida, Euplotidae.